AUGAGCGAAGACAGUUUUCGUCGGAUAAGCACACCGGAAACGUGGGUCGGUUCAGGUGGCCGCUGGUCAUCCCAUGAUCCGCAGGAAAUCAGUGAAAAACGUUCAGUGAACGAAGAACCUCCAACACACCAGCAGUAUAAGGUGAUAGCAGAUCCAGAUCCAGGUGCAACCGAAGAGGAACCGUCGUCUUACACCGAGCAGGACCACUACUCCGAGUCCGAUUUUCACGAUGAAGAAGAAGAGGAGGAGCCUGACGAACAGGACGAGCAGAACGGGCAGGUACAGGACACUCAAAUCGCGGUAUCGCAGUGUCAACCGGAGGACUUCGAUACCGGAAGCCAUCUGCUGCAUAUUGAUUUCAUAACGGACGAGCUGCAAACGUUCCGUCUUUCGUCCCACGACGGACCACACCUACGACGAGCUGGUACCGGCGGUAGAAAGACGUUCAACCAGCAGCAACAGCAACAGCACAACAUAUCCUUCAGCCGUGAGCGAGUGCGGCAGAUCGAGCGGACCAACCAGAUACUGCUUCGCCGAAUACUGUCCACGAAGCCAACGCUACAGACGCUCAGCAUUAGACCACAGACGGUUGCCAAACGAAAUAGUUCAACGGUUGUGUCGCGUGUUACCAGUGCCGCUCUUAAUCGCCAAAAACUGCAGAAAAGGAUUGCCAGCGACAAUGAGAUUUUGCUGAAGAAAGUCACAUCCAUUGGCCUACCGAAGCGGACGACGAGCUGA
This is a messenger RNA of Anopheles darlingi, 738 nucleotides long. RefSeq names its product cilia- and flagella-associated protein 97-like. The transcript is spliced from 3 exons. Gene Ontology annotation, biological process: spermatogenesis. Lineage: Eukaryota; Metazoa; Arthropoda; Insecta; Diptera; Culicidae. Bases 1 to 738 code for a protein of 245 amino acids. The record is from RefSeq and is a predicted model, not a curated record.